GAGAUGGCCAUCAGUGGCACCAUCCCCACCAACCAUAUGUUGGAUAUGUUGAAAUGCAUGGAAACAAAAUUCUAGAGAAAAUAAGGAGGGAUCCUAAAGAUAGAAUAGGAUUACAGCUAGACGUCCUUGGCCUGUACUCCUACAAACACCCACCGAGAAUCCAUGCAAUCAGUGCUACUCGCAUUUGUUUGCUUCCAUUUUGCUCAAAACAAGUCUUGCAAAGCCCAUUCUUCUCUUCACCCUGCAACCGUGUUUCUCUGCAUCCUGCCAGCGCGCGCGUGUUGUGUUGAGAGUUGAGAGUUGAGGCGCUCCGAUGGCUGAGCUGAUGGCCACCAUGGUUGUCGGCCCUCUCGUGUCCAUGGUGAAGGAGAAGGCCUCCAGCUACCUCUUGGACCAGUACAACGUCAUGGAGGGCAUGGAGGAGCAGCAUGAGACGCUCAAACGCAAGCUGCCGGCCAUCAUGGAUGUCAUUGCUGACGCCGAGGAGCAGGCGGCAGCCCACAGAGAAGGGGCCAAAGCUUGGCUCCAGGCGCUUCGGAAGGUGGCCUACCAGGCGAAUGAUGUCUUCGAUGAGUUCAAGUAUGAGGCACUCCGUCGGGAAGCCAAGAAGAAAGGGCACUACAAGAAGCUUGGGUUUGAUGUGAUAAAGCUCUUUCCUACUCACAACCGUGUUGUGUUUCGUUACAGGAUGGGCAACAAGCUUCGCCAGAUUCUUGAAGCACUUGAGGUCCUCAUCAUAGAGAUGCAUGCAUUUAGGUUUGAAUUCCGACCACAGCCACCAAUGCCUAAGGAUUGGAGGCAGACAGAUUCCAACAUCAUUGACCACCAGGAAAUUGCUAGCAAAUCCAGAGGCAAAGAGAAGGAGGAGGUUGUUAACAAAUUGAUUGGUGAUCAAGUGAGUAAUUCACAGCUUAUGGUCCUUCCCAUCGUUGGAAUGGGAGGGCUGGGCAAGACCACCUUAGCUCAGCUUGUGUACAAUGACUCUGAAGUUAAGAAGCAUUUUCAGUUGCAACUUUGGGUAUGUGUCUCUGAUAACUUUGAAGUUGAUUUAAUAGCUAAAAGCAUAGUUGAAGCAAAAGAGAAGAGCAGCAGUAAUUCAAGUGAAAAAUCACCACUGGAAAGACUAAAAGAAGCAGUGAGUGGGAAGAGGUACCUCCUUGUCUUGGAUGAUGUAUGGAACCGUGAUGUAAAUAAGUGGGGAAAGCUGAAAUCCAGCCUACAACAUGGAGGCAGCGGUAGUGCAGUCCUGACAACAACUCGUGAUCGAGUAGUUGCUAAAUUAAUGGCGGACACAACUCAUGAACCCUAUGAUAUCACAGGAUUACAUCCAGACUUCAUCAAGGAAAUUAUUGAGGCAAGGGCAUUCAGUUCAAAAAAGGAAAGGGAUGCUAAGCUAGUUGAGAUGGUUGGUGAUAUUGCAAAGAGAUGUGCUGGAUCUCCUUUAGCUGCUACAGCAGUUGGCUCCCUGCUUCAUACAAAGACCAGUGUGGAUGAAUGGAAUGCUGUAUUAAGCAAAAGCGCCAUAUGCGAUGACGAGACUGAAAUUUUACCAAUACUCAAGCUCAGCUAUAAUGGGUUGCCACCACAUAUAAGGCAAUGCUUUGCUUUCUGUGCUAUUUUCCCCAAGGAUUAUGAGAUAGAUGUGGAAAAGCUAAUCCAAUUAUGGAUGGCCAAUGGUUUUAUCCCAGAGCAACAUGGGGUGUGUCCUGAGAUCACUGGUAAAAAAAUCUUCAUGGACCUGGUGUCAAGAUCAUUUUUUCAAGAUGUGAACAAAGUCCCAUUUGAAGUCUAUGACAUAGAAGAUCCUAGAGUUACUUGCAAGAUUCAUGAUCUUAUGCAUGAUCUUGCACAGUCUUCUAUGGGAACAGAAUGUGCUACGAUAGUAGCAGAGCCUAGUCAGAGUGAUAACAACUUCCCAUAUUCUGCUCGACAUUUAUUUAUAUCUGUUGGUAUACCAGAAGAGAUUUUGAAUACUUCUAUGGAGAAAGGAUCUAUGGCUGUCCAAACACUGAUAUGCACUAGAUAUGCAUAUCAAGAUCUGAAGCAUUUGUCAAAAUACAGAUCCAUACGUGCACUAAGGAUCUACCGAGGUUCAUUAUUGAAACCAAAGUAUCUGCAUCACCUGAGGUACCUUGAUCUCUCGGAUAGAUAUAUGGAAGCACUUCCUGAAGAAAUAAGCAUCUUAUAUAAUCUACAGACUUUGGACCUUUCAAACUGUGGAAAGCUUAGACAACUUCCAAAGGAAAUGAAGUAUAUGACUGGCCUCCGUCACCUAUAUAUUCAUGGAUGUGAUGGGUUGAAGAGCAUACCCUCAGAGUUGGGAAACCUCACUUCCCUACAGACGCUUACAUGCUUUGUGGCAGGUACUGGCUCUGGCUGUAGUAAUGUGAGAGAACUUCGUCAGUUAGACCAGCUUGGUGGUCCACUAGAGCUAAGGCAACUAGAGAAUGUGGCAGAAGCAGAUGCGAAAGCAGCACAUAUUGGGAACAAGAAAGAUUUAACCAGGUUGACAUUAAGAUGGACGACUUCUCGAGAAAAGGAGGAACAAGAUAAGAGUACUAAGAUGCUGGAGGCCCUCAAGCCUCAUGAUGGUCUGAAGGUUCUAGAUAUAUAUGGCUAUGGUGGAGGCACUUAUCCAACUUGGAUUUGGAUGAAUACGUUGCAACAAAUGGUGAAGCUUACACUAUCGGGUUGCAAGAAUCUCAAGGAGCUUCCUCCACUGUGGCAGUUACCAGCUCUAAAGGUUCUUAGCUUGGAGGGAUUGGAAAGUCUUAAUUGCCUAUGCAGCGGUGAUGCAGCAGUCACGCCAUUUAUGGAACUGAAGGAGCUUUCACUGCGCAAGAUGCCAAACUUUGAGACAUGGUGGGUCAAUGAGUUACAAGGGGAAGAGUCAAUAUUUCCUCAGGUUGAGAAGUUGUCCAUAUACAACUGCGAAAGGCUGACUGCAUUGCCGAAAGCAUUAAUGAUUAAGGAUACUUCAGGAGGAGUUAUUAAUAAAGUGUGGCGCUCGGCAUUUCCAGCGCUGAAGAAAUUAAAAUUAGAUGAUAUGCAAACCUUUCAGAGAUGGGAGGCAGUCCAAGGAGAAGAGGUGACAUUUCCUCGGCUUGAGAAGCUUGUAAUUGGGCGGUGCCCAGAAUUGACUAGUCUCCCUGAAGCACCAAAUCUAAGUGAAUUGGAGAUCCAUAGAGGCAGUCAACAAAUGCUCGUACCGGUAGCAAACUGCAUCGUCACUGCUUCGUCGUUGUCGAAACUGGAGUUGUAUAUCGAUGACAGAGAGACAGCAUGGCCGGAUGGCGACAGCUUGAUUCAACUGGUGGAUGGCGAGGAGAAACAGAGUCACAAUAAAUCCCCUUCCGCUCUCACAGUUAUGGAGUUAUACAGGUGCAACGUUUUCUUCUCUCACUCAAGUGCUCUGGCGCUUUGGGCAUGUUUAGUGCAGCUUGAAGAUUUGGAAAUUAGAAAAUGCGAGGCUCUCGUCCACUGGCCAGAAGAAGUGUUCCAGAGCCUGAAAUCCUUGAGGAGCUUAAGAAUUCGGGACUGCAACAAUCUUACAGGACGCAGGCAUGCUUCUUCUGAGCAGUCUUCGACUGAACGGAGCAGUGUACUACCGGCAUCUCUCAAGUCAUUAUUUAUUGACAGCUGUCCUAAACUCGAGUCUAUCGCAUUCAGCAAGCAGCUGGAUACUAGUACGAGUUCACGAGGUGGUGCUGCAGCACAGGACGACAGAUCAGCAUUAAUUCAAGGGUCAGGGUCCUGCAACGACGCCACGGCAUCCACACCAGUUCCUAAGCUUCCAUCAUCAACUAGACAUCACUUCCUUCCUUGUCUAGAAUCUCUAAUAAUAUCCGAGUGCAAUGGCUUGACAGAGGUUCUCGAUCUUCCUCCGUCCAUCGAGACUUUGACAAUUUUUGGCUGCGACAAUCUUCGAGCCCUUUCAGGACAGCUGGAUGCCGUCCAAACAUUAAGUAUUGUGGGCUGCAGUAGCUUGAAAUCAUUGGAAUCUCUCUUAGGAGAGCUCGCUUUGCUGGAAGAGCUCUACCUUUCUCGUUGCAAAAGCCUGGUGUCAUUACCAAACGGGCCUCAAGCAUACUCAUCUCUCAGGAGUCUUACUAUCCAGUAUUGUCCUCGUAUAAAGUUGCUUCCCCAGAGCUUACAACAACGUUUGGGCGAUCUCAAGGACGAGGACAAACAACCAGAUGCCCAUUUUUACCAUGGGUUAAACUAUUGCAAAUAUGCUAUCAAGAGGCACUUUUGUGCUUGAGAUAUGCUGUCACCAUUCACCAGUCAAGACUUUUGCUACAAGUUGCUUCAAUUCCAUGAUGGUGGAGACCAGGUUUGCUCUGAUGAUUGUGGUCAGUGUUAGAGGCCAACACAGAACUGAUUUCUCAGGUACCGAGGAGCUCUCAGCAAGAUGGAUACAUCUGGCUAAGUUUGUUAGGAGUUUCCGGAAGUUAACAGAUGAUGUUUGGACUGGCUGUGGUAAUGGCUAACCAAGCGUUGACUCAAGUGCAUAGCAGUGCAAUGUUUGCUGGGCCACAGAUCACACCCAUUUGGCCAUUUGGCUCAUUCUUCCACUAGGCUCUGUUUUCGCCAGGAGGUGAGGAGCAGAUCUGUGUAGUGAGCUCGAAAGCCAAAGCUGAAGUAAGAUUUCAGAUAGGGUGUCACAGAUGUGAAGGACUGAAAGUGU
This is a messenger RNA of Sorghum bicolor (sorghum), 4687 nucleotides long. Its product is annotated as putative disease resistance protein RGA4. Gene Ontology annotation, biological process: defense response to other organism. The transcript has 6 exons. Bases 314 to 4261 code for a protein of 1315 amino acids. NCBI's taxonomy places the organism in Eukaryota, Viridiplantae, Streptophyta, Magnoliopsida, Poales, Poaceae. The record is from RefSeq and is a predicted model, not a curated record. Gene Ontology annotation, molecular function: ADP binding.